AUGGUACUUCUCGAGUGCAAGCGGCUUCCAAAGGAGGAGUACAGCAAGGACUAUGACGCCUUCAUAGCAAGCGUGCCAGCCACCACGAACAUCGGUGAAGCCACCGACGCCAUCCAGAAGAUGCAAAACACGCGUGUCCGGCUCACGUGGAUGAUGGCAGCCGCGAAGCAGAUGAUAAAGGAUGGCAUGGUGGACGCAGAGCGGCAGCACUACCUCACCGGGCCAAUCGGUGACACGGAGCGUUACCUUUCUCUAGAACGCACAGAAAGGCGUCAGUUGUGCAUACAGAGUGAGCUGGAUGCUCUCGUGGAGGCGUUCAAGGGGGGUGUGAUGAUUCUCUUCCCAGCAGAGUGCAGCGGCAGCGAUGCGUGCCAGCGGCUGGCUGCUAUUCUCGACAGCGACACGGCGCCAGAUGUAGAGAAGUCGAAGGCGCACCGCAUUCUCAGCAUGGUUGAUGACGGGGCCACAAAUGAAAACAUCUUGUCAGGUCGUGCGGUGAUGUGGUGGAGUGCCAAGCCGCUCGCGCGCGACUCCGACUUUGUGAAGUACAUUGGAAAGAACGACAAGACGAAGAUUACAGUGAAGCUGGCCGCCGAGGGUAGCGCGGCUCCACCUCGUGAGCCGGCGGUCGACGUCAAGGCACAGGCGGAGCUGAUGCAGCACUUUUACCGAAAGCAGGAGGAGAUGAAGAAGGUGGUGGAGGACGAGGACAUUUCAUUUGGCAACAGCGCUUGGGCGAACCCUCAUGGUCUGAAGAACCAACUGCAAGGUCUCGACUCCAUCCACUACAAGGGUGCCUUCUAG
Molecule: messenger RNA, 804 nt
Organism: Leishmania mexicana MHOM/GT/2001/U1103
Lineage: Eukaryota; Euglenozoa; Kinetoplastea; Trypanosomatida; Trypanosomatidae
Exons: 1
Coding region: 1-804 (267 amino acids)
Biological process (GO): regulation of cilium movement
Source: RefSeq, a predicted model, not a curated record